AUGAAAAACAAUUCUGUCAAGUUUAAGUUAAACGUACCCAAGUCUUCUACAACCUCUGUAAUUUCAGAAUUCUCUUGUGAUGAAUCUCCUACUCCCAAUGCAUUUCAAUUUUAAAGCUUCACACAUGCUUAAACUAUUUCAGCAAAACUCAACAAAAAUUCAGUCUAUAAUCAAUAGAAUAUAAUGUUUAACACACCCAGAAGGAUGGCAGUUCCAUUUCAAGAAAUCGAAAAAGAUGAAGUGCUUUCUAAAACACCAAUUAAUGGGUAACUCUUCAAGGGAACUAAAUAAUUCAAUAGUGGACAAGUAGAACCAGUUUCAUUUUCGGAAGCAUUGAUAAAACAAUCAAAAUAUACAGAGGAGAGUUUGAAAAAAAUAUAGAAGCUUGAGAGAUUUUUAGAGAAAGCAAAAUAAAAAUAUUAGAAGCCUAUUCAUAUUUUAUCUUCAGAUGAAUCACCAUCUAAACCUAUUGCUCCUAGUUACAUAUCAAAUUUGGCAGGGUAGGAAAAGAAGUUGGAUACGAAGGUAAACAAGAAGUUUAAUUCACUGAUGGAUGAGUUGAGGAUAAUUAGAAAAAACAUCCAAUAUUUUUCAGCAUUUGAUGGAACCUAUGCUUAAAGCUAAAAAACUAAAAAUAAUUUUAUUUCUUUAAAAGACUAAAAUGGGAUAAUAAUUAAUAAUGGAAAUCAUUUGACAAGGUUAGAAUUGAUAAAUGACACUUUUAAAUGUGAGAAAAUCUGUGAUAUUCAUGAGAGCGAUUCAAAUUUUAUAUCAUUGUGCAUAUGCGACUAAAAUAUCUCCAAAGACAUGUUGAUCACUGGUUCUGAUAGAGGUAAUAUCAUGGGAUGGAAUUUCUUUAAGAAUUAAGCUUAUCAUUAUUAUGGAUUAAACAAUCAAUAUAAUUGCAACUUGUAGGAGCAUUCUCUACCAACAUUCAUAACCUAAUCAUUAAACAAUAUAUAUGUAGGAACAAAAAAUAAUGAGUUAUUGAUUCUAGAUGAAAGGAUGAAUGAAAGACAGUGCUUAUCAUUAACAAUUAAGAAGUUGCAAUCAAAUGUAAUUGAAGCCAAAUCUAUACUGUCACCACUCAUACCUAGACUUGGAUCUGCGAUAAUUGAAAGUCCUCAAAUAAAUCCCAUUGACCCUAACCUAUUAAACGAAACGAAUUUCAGAUUAGAUGAGGAGUAGGAUUCAAUCAAGGAUGAUUUUAAUGAACAAUUCCCAACUUUUGAAUAAUUGUAAGAUUCAAAUAGGUAGGAGUCCUAAGAAAUUAAAUAUAUUGAUGUAAAUGAUUAUAAUGUUUUGGUGACUAUGACAGAUGGAUUUAUCCAUUUGGAUAUGAGAAAUCCAACUGUUGCUCAAUUCAGUUUCUAAUAAAAUGGAUAGUAGGCUUUGAAGGCAUUGUUUAGUCCUGGAAACUCGAACAAUAUCAUUUAUGCUAAGUAGAAUUCCAAUAGAUGUUUACUUUGGAAUGCACAAAAGAAUGAAGUUCUGUUUCAUAAAGAGUUAUAAAGUGAGCCCAUGGAUAUGAUUGUCGCUAAAGAAACGUAGGAGAUUCUGUUUUUACAUUAAGAAUAAAAUGAUUCCAUCAUUAAAAUUUAUGAUAACGUCACUUCAAAAUUGAAAUACUGUGAUGAGUUAACGAUUCCUAAUUUCCAAGUUCAGAAGAUACUGUUGGAUCAUUAAUGCAAUACCUUGUAUGGUAUUGGACCUUACUCUUUGAGAACGUGGAAUUACUUUUAAUAAAAGGAAAUAGAUUUGAUACGCGAGGAGAUGCAAAAUUAAUUAGAUGCACUUAACUGAAUUGUGAUUUGUUAAUAUAAUUAAAUGAAUGUAUUU
Messenger RNA from Paramecium tetraurelia, 1839 nucleotides. RefSeq lists its product as uncharacterized. Gene Ontology annotation, molecular function: protein binding. Lineage: Eukaryota; Ciliophora; Oligohymenophorea; Peniculida; Parameciidae. The transcript is spliced from 4 exons. The record is from RefSeq and is a predicted model, not a curated record.